AUGGAGGCAGUUGAAAGUACAUCUGUGAUGAGGUUCUUAUACUUGGUAGGUUGUACACCAAAAGAGACUUUCGGCGAGAUGAAAAAAGUUUACAGUGAUGAUGCAUCAUCAUACGACAUAGUCAAGUACUGGAAUCGCCAGUUCAAAUGUGGUCAGACAUCAGUGGAAACUGCUCCCUUUCCUGGAUUACCACAUUCUGCUAUUGAUGACGAUACCAUCCAUAAAGUGGAAGUUGCCAUUUUGGAGGAUCACCGCAUAACUAUUCAAUGGGGAUGCCAUGUAUUCACCUCCACAGCAAGGCAUUUGCUUCUGUCUCUCUACCAUACUCCUAUAUCUCUGAAUACUAUACCUAGCUCAGUUGUGGGGUUGUGUCUUCUGGGUACUUGGUGA
Octopus bimaculoides (California two-spot octopus) is the source of this 390-nucleotide messenger RNA. RefSeq lists its product as uncharacterized. The record is from RefSeq and is a predicted model, not a curated record. NCBI's taxonomy places the organism in Eukaryota, Metazoa, Mollusca, Cephalopoda, Octopoda, Octopodidae.